Messenger RNA from Emericellopsis atlantica, 1063 nucleotides. RefSeq lists its product as uncharacterized. The record is from RefSeq and is a predicted model, not a curated record. Lineage: Eukaryota; Fungi; Ascomycota; Sordariomycetes; Hypocreales; Bionectriaceae. The transcript has 4 exons. Bases 190 to 873 code for a protein of 227 amino acids.
GCAAGCGUGUUUGAAUGACGCACAGGCCUGCAUCGAUAGUGCCCUACCUGCCCUGAAUCAACUUCUACCGGCUGCUCAAAACAUCACAUCUGGUGUUCCUAUUGAGAGAACUCGCAAUGACUCGGCCUUGGGAGAUAUUCGAAGCCUUAGUGGCAAAACGCGAAGGGCGCCAGGCGAUCGAAGCGGCGAAUGUCCUCACGUCGAUUGCUCAGACAAACUAAGAACGACUUUCACACAGCCAAAGAAUCUCGCACGACAUUACACGCGUCGUAUGAUCUUUGUCCCAUCGGCCUAGCCUGUGAUAUUAACAGUCCGGCGACAGAUCUUCCAUGCAAUGAGCAGUGUAUCUACUGUUCUGAACGCGCGACGGACGGGAAUGACUACAUAUUGCACCUUCAAAGGUGUAAAACUGGGUCGGCGAAAGCCUCCCAGGAGGAUGUUAUCAGGGCAGUCAAACUUCGACAACAACUACUAGACAAGGCUUGGGACGAUCUAGGCAAGCAUUCUGGAAAAGUAGGGCGCCGGCCCAAAAAAAAGACAAAACGACGUCUAGCACCGACACCGUCUCCUCCUGCUUCACAAGACAGUUAUUCAUCGCCUACUCCCGCUCCGGAGCCGUCUCACUGUCAAGCAAGUGCUGACUAUCCCGACAGGCGGUGUUCGACCGUUCCAGGUAACGAACCGGGAUUGAACGACAAUCAGCGUGGAGAUCCUCAAGAUUGUGUUGUCGCUCCGGUGCGCUCGUCUCAUUAUUUGGCGGACUCCUCCUUUCAAACGCCAACCGAACCAGUCGAUGCACAGCUUCCGAUAGGUGGAUCUCUCGAGCAUCUCCUUCGACCUAACUUUGCCUCCUAUACCAUGGGAUACGGUUGACAAUGCGACGCCAAGUGUCUUCAAUUCAUAUCCUACAACAAAUAGUGCUCGGCUCGGCUCUUUCCAUGCCGCUUCCUACUCCAAAUACCCUCAGAUUCCGUAACCAAACGCGGUGAGAGCGACUUCAAGUCGAUACUAAGCAGAUUCAUGGGUUAAAGCUAGUUCCUCAUGAGGCAGAAACGUACUUCGU